This is a messenger RNA of Leptonychotes weddellii (Weddell seal), 3393 nucleotides long. The record is from RefSeq and is a predicted model, not a curated record. NCBI's taxonomy places the organism in Eukaryota, Metazoa, Chordata, Mammalia, Carnivora, Phocidae.
GGAGAAGGUGACUCUUGCCCAGUGUGCUCAGCUCACCCUUCAGGUUAAAAAUAACAAAGGUAAGGGCCUGGCGGGCAGGGGCGUUUGUGCGAGAAGGUCCUGUCUUCCUGCUAUCUGCCCAUCAGUUCUUUGGAGGGAAGGAAUGUGCCCAAGGACUAAAAAAAGGCCCUGGAGCCAGAGGGGCUAGGGUGACAGACCUUUCAUGGGCAAAUCUAGAGGCCCUGCUGUCCUCCUGUCACCUCCAGAGCCAAGGGAUCAAGGGAGGAGGAGCUGGGAGGGAGGGUCCCUCCGGAAGGACUCCAAAUUUAGGCAGGGGGUGGGGGCAGCGGGAUAUAAAGGAGAUUGCUCCCGAGGACAGACAGACACUCCUCUGAACAAGGUAAGAGGGAGUUUGGGAGACUCUGUGGCCAGUCCCCAGAGCCCCCACCUUGAGGGACUCUGCCUUCUCGGGGAAUGGGGUGCAGGGUGGUCUGAGGCCCAAGGGUUCUGCUAAAACUGCCUUGCUCCAACCCCAGGAAGUUCCCACUGACAGACGGGAGGUUCCCAGGGAAAAACCAGAAACCUCUUUUCUCCUCUGAUCUGCCUUUCUUUCCCUGCCUCUGCUGUCCCCUACUUUCUGUAUCCUCCAUGCUCUGUCUCCAUCCUCCUCCCACCUUGGAUGGCUUUCUGCUCUUUGUCUGGUUUUAUUUUGUCUCCUGGUCUUUGUCAAUACCCGUCACUGUGGUACUUCUUUGUCUGUCCCCUUGCCCUUCCUUCCUGGCCUUGUGUUCUAAUCGCCUCACCUCUCUCUAUUUCCAACUCUGAUCCCACCUCCGCCCCUGGCGCUUUCACUAACUCUGCAUCCUUUCUUUACUGACUCUCUGCCUCUUCUCUCUCCCAAAUUCCCCAUUUGGUCUGUCCUGCUCAUCCGGCUCUUUGGGUCGAUCCUCCUGGCUCACUUCUCCCCAGUGGCCCUUCUCCACUGUUCUUCUCUCUCCUUGUCUGGUCUUCCCUCUGCCUACCUGUGUCUCUGUGGCUCCACCCAUGGUCCAGGGUCUUCAGGAUUCCCUGUGAAGAGAUAACCAGGCGCAGGGAAGCACUAAAAUGACGGAUGCGCAGAUGGCCGAUUUUGGGGCGGCAGCCCAAUAUCUCCGCAAGUCAGAGAAGGAGCGUCUGGAGGCCCAGACCCGGCCCUUCGACAUCCGCACUGAGUGCUUCGUGCCCGAUGACAAGGAGGAGUUUGUGAAGGCCAAGAUCUUGUCCCGGGAAGGGGGCAAGGUCACUGCUGAAACAGAGAAUGGCAAGACGGUGACCGUGAAGGAGGACCAGGUGUUGCAGCAGAACCCACCCAAGUUCGACAAGAUCGAGGACAUGGCCAUGCUGACCUUCCUGCACGAGCCCGCCGUACUCUUCAACCUCAAGGAGCGCUACGCCGCCUGGAUGAUCUACACCUACUCGGGCCUCUUCUGCGUCACCGUCAAUCCCUACAAGUGGCUGCCGGUGUACAACGCAGAGGUGGUGGCCGCCUACCGGGGCAAGAAGAAGGAGAAGAGCGAGUUCAAGCUGGAGCUGGACGAUGUCACCUCCAACAUGGAGCAGAUCAUCAAGGCCAAGGCAAACCUGGAGAAGGUGUCCCGGACGUUGGAGGACCAGGCCAAUGAGUACCGCGCAAAGCUGGAAGAGACCCAACGCUCUCUCAAUGACCUCGCCACCCAGCGAGCCAAGCUGCAGACAGAGAAUGGUGAGCUGUCCCGGCAGCUGGAUGAGAAGGAGGCGCUGAUCUCCCAGUUGACCCGAGGCAAGCUCUACUAUACCCAGCAGCUGGAGGACCUCAAGAGGCAGCUGGAGGAGGAGGGCAAGGCGAAGAACGCGCUGGCCCACGCGCUGCAGUCGGCCCGGCAUGACUGUGACCUGCUACGGGAGCAGUANGAGGAGGAGACGGAGGCCAAGGCCGAGCUGCAGCGCGUCUUGUCCAAGGCCAACUCGGAGGUGGCCCAAUGGAGGACCAAGUACGAGACAGACGCCAUCCAGAGGACCGAGGAGCUCGAGGAGGCCAAACCCCCAGAAGAGAUCUCCGACCUGACCGAGCAGCUGGGAGAAGGAGGGAAGAAUGCACACGAGCUGGAGAAGGUCCGCAAGCAGCUGGAGGCUGAGAAGCUGGAGCUGCAGUCAGCCCUGGAGGAGGCUGAGGCCUCCCUGGAACACGAGGAGGGCAAGAUCCUGCGGGCCCAGCUGGAGUUCAACCAGAUCAAGGCUGAGAUUGAGCGGAAGCUGGCAGAGAAGGACGAGGAGAUGGAGCAGGCCAAGCGCAACCACCUGCGGGUGGUGGACUCGCUGCAGACCUCCCUGGACGCGGAGACGCGCAGCCGCAAUGAGGCCCUGCGGGUGAAGAAGAAGAUGGAGGGCGACCUGAACGAGAUGGAGAUCCAGCUCAGCCAGGCUAACAGAAUAGCCUCAGAGGCCCAGAAGCACCUGAAGAUUGCCCAGGCCCAUCUGAAGGACACCCAGGUCCAGCUGGACGACGCGGUCCGCGCCAACGACGACCUGAAGGAGAACAUCGCCAUCGUAGAGCGGCGCAACAACCUGCUGCAGGCGGAGCUGGAGGAGCUGCGGGCCGUGGUGGAGCAGACGGAGCGGUCUCGGAAGCUGGCCGAGCAGGAGCUGAUCGAGACUAGCGAGCGGGUGCAGCUGCUGCACUCCCAGAACACCAGCCUCAUCAACCAGAAGAAGAAGAUGGACGCAGACCUGUCCCAGCUCCAAUCAGAAGUGGAAGAGGCGGUGCAGGAGUGCAGGAACGCCGAGGAGAAAGCCAAGAAGGCCAUCACCGAUGCUGCCAUGAUGGCAGAGGAGCUGAAGAAGGAGCAGGACACCAGCGCCCACCUGGAGCGCAUGAAGAAGAACAUGGAGCAGACCAUCAAGGACCUGCAGCACCGGCUGGAUGAGGCCGAGCAGAUCGCCCUCAAGGGGGGCAAGAAGCAGCUGCAGAAGCUGGAGGCCCGGGUGCAAGAGCUGGAGAACGAGCUGGAAGCCGAGCAGAAGCGCAACGUGGAGUCGGUCAAGGGCAUGAGGAAGAGUGAGCGUCGCAUCAAGGAGCUGACCUACCAGACGGAGGAGGACAAGAAGAACCUGCUGCGGCUGCAGGACCUGGUGGACAAGCUGCAGCUGAAGGUCAAGGCCUACAAGCGCCAGGCCGAGGAGGCGGAGGAGCAGGCCAACACCAACCUGUCCAAGUUCCGCAAGGUGCAGCACGAGCUGGAUGAGGCGGAGGAGCGCGCGGACAUCGCUGAGUCCCAGGUCAACAAGCUGCGGGCCAAGAGCCGCGACAUCGGCGCCAAGCAAAAACUGCAUGACGAGGAGUGACACCGCCUCAGGAACCCCCCUCUUGCCAACCUGUAAUAAACCUGAAUGCCGGAC